AUGAGUCCACAGUCAGCCGUUCAAUUCAAUGGCCCUCUGGUGACCGACUACAAUUCAAUGGAUGUGGAUGAGUCCACUGUGUCCUGGGCAUCACUAGAUGAUCCAUACCUAGGGCCGGAUGAUGACAUAGAAUAUGAUUCUCCAUCAUCUGGAUCACCGGAUGUCUUGGCUGCAAUACCCAAUCAAUCACCUCUGGCUCAAGCUGAUCAUCCAGGUUUUCUCAUUGAUCCAGACUUGUACCUCGGGCUUGAGGAUGAUAUCAUUGAUGUGGAUGAGUUGCCGGAUUCUGCCGAUCCUAAGAUUGAUGUUCCGGCUGCAUCAGAAGCAUCUAUGUCAUUGGAUGACACCUCUAAUGAACUUCAGUCAGAGCAGCCAGAGCUCACUAAUGAAGAUUUAUGUUUGAUGGCCUGGGAGUUCCGACCAUUCGGGUCAUAUGAACACACUGGGUGGAUCUUCCUGAUCCUUCCAUUCCACUGCUACUCAAGGCUGAGUGACCCUUCUGGAUGGCUUGGGCAGAAACUUCCGACAAACUCAGAAGAGCUGAUGCAGACCUCCAGAGGUUGCAAAGAGCCCAACGGAUGA
Suillus subaureus is the source of this 582-nucleotide messenger RNA. RefSeq lists its product as uncharacterized. Lineage: Eukaryota; Fungi; Basidiomycota; Agaricomycetes; Boletales; Suillaceae. The transcript has 5 exons. The record is from RefSeq and is a predicted model, not a curated record. Bases 1 to 582 code for a protein of 193 amino acids.